AAAAUUAACCUUUAUUUAUUUUUGCAAGAAAUAGAGCAGAAGCAGGAGAGGGGCAGAGAGAGGGAGACAGAAUCAGAAGCAGGCUCCAAGCUCCGAGCCGUCAGCACAGAGCCUGACGCGGGGCUGGAACCCACAAGUGGUGAGAUCAUGACCUGAGCCAAAGUUGGACGCUCAGCCGACUGAGCCACCCAGGCGCCCCGAAUCUGUUCAUUUUUAUCAGGAACUCAGAACCUUUCCAGAAAAUCCCACCUCAGCAGACUUUGGUUUAUAUCUUUUUGGCCAGAUAACGCCACUCAGCAGACUGGUUUGUAUCUUACUGACCAGAUAACUCCACAUGACCACUUUUAGCUAGAAGGCAUCUAGAGAGAAGCAGGGACCUAGAUGGAGUUUGUGUCAGCCAACUGUCAGUGUCUGCCACAUUAACCAUUUUGGAAACCCCAUAGAGUUAAAGACAUUAAAAGACCUCUUCAUUAACACCUACCCCAGCCAAGUGAGCUUUUGAGGAAAUUUCCAGAAAAAGGAAAUGAAACUUUCAGAAAACUCCUCAGGGCUUGGAUUGCAGGGCCUAGGUUUCUGAUUCGUGUCCCACCCCAUUCUUGGAAAACUGCAGCACUAUCUUCCAUGGCUCCUUCUAGUCCUCCAGUCCUUUGCAAUAGAUACUUCAGACCUAUCCUGGAAAUACUUCUGAUAACUCUCUGCCACAGCAAAAUGGCUUCUCAAGUUUUGCUAACAUUAUGGCCUUCAUAUUUUUUUAGUCCCUCUCCUCUCCUUUAGUGACCUUUCUUUUCUCCUGUCUCAGGUCUGAUAACUUAAAUUUUGCUGGACCAAUCAUUCUCAAAUUCAAAUCGAAUCGUGUUACUCCAACUUAAAACCCUUAUUGCCCCAUUGUCCUCAGGAUGAAUCCUGAACUUCCCAUGGUAGCGAAGACCCUGCAUAACUGGAUAUAGCACACCUCCCCAGCACUUUGCCCUGCACUUGGUAUUCCCACACCAAAUUGCUUACUUUCUCUGCCCCAUCUGCCUGAGACCUCCACUUGACAUCCUUAGGGAUUCAGCUGUGGAGAUGACUUUUCUAGAAAGCUUUCUAGGACUUCUAACUCCCUCAACAGUGGGGCAGGUGACCUCUUAAGUAGCUCAGUAGUUGUUACAAAUUCUUUUCCCUUUAUGGGGGAAAAGGCCAUACCAGGUUGAUCUAGUAGAAAUUUCAAAUAAUAUGAAUUGAAUGGAUAUAUGAAUGAUAGGGAAUGAAAAAUAAGUCUUCCUAUUCCUGCUGUCCAUUUCCUUUUCUCCAGUUUCUCAAUACAUAUUCAAGUAUAAAUACAUUUUCAUAUUAUUUUUAUAAGGUGUUCUGUACCUUGUUUUUCCAAUUAACACUUGUUUUAAAAUUUUUUCUUAAUAUUUAUUUUUGAGAAAGCACAAGCAGGAGAGGGGCAGAGAGAUGGAGACAAAGAAUUCGAAGCAGACUUCAGGCCCUGAGCUGUCAGCACAGAGCCCUACGCAGAGCUUGAACUCAUGAACCUUGAGAUCAUGACCUAAGCCGAAGUUGGAUGCUUAAGGUGCUCCAACACUGUAUUUUGGAGACCAUUAUAUCACUUCAUACAGAUCUAUCUCAUUCUUUAAAGAACUGCAGCGAUAUUCUGUUGCGUGCAUGCCUUAAUUUGCCCAAGCAAUUUGUUGUCCUACACCUGGACUGUUUCUGAUUUUCUCUGACAAGCAGAGACGCAAAGUGCAAUAUCUUUGCACAAAUGGAUUUGAGUACAGGUGGAAAAUAUCUUUUCCACUAUUAGGGGUGAAUUGCUAGAUUAUGGGGCUAGGUCAAUGGCUAUGUGGAUUUAAAAUUUUGGUAUGAAGUUCUAAAUAGUCAACCGAUUUACUCUUCCUAUCAACCGCCCAGUUCUGCUGUAUUCUAAUAUUAGGCCAUGUACCACAGUAGUCUGCAUAUUUUUUGAGGGCAGGCACUUCCUAGUAUUCACAUUUGUCUGGCUGGCAGAAUUAGCUUUCAAUAUUUGAGUUAACGUUGAAUUUUGUAUCUCUUAGUGCCGAUUCUAGGCUUGACAUACAGCAGACUCAGCAGGUGUCUAUUACAAUUCCUCAAUAAUUAGAGUGGCUAACGUUCACUGAAGUGUAUUAAAUGCCGCGACUUGCGCUAAGCGCGCUUUCUCUUCCACCACUUUCACUCACGAUCUUCUUCCUCCCGGGGGGAGGGGGUGUCCAGCACCACGACCCGCCUUAUCUGUGCAUUCGUUGGCCGAUCCCGACGCCCGUUACUGCUGAGCCACGCCCAAGCCACGCCCCCACGCAUUCCGCAGGGCCAGGAGAAGGCGUUGGUCAUUGUGGACCUUCGAGACCGUCUCUUCUCGUGAGAAUCUGGACACGCUCGAAGACCGGCGCCGGACCCGCCUGGCGGAGGCAGGGCCGAUGAGGUACUAGGGGAGGAGCCCGAGCUACUGCCGCUGCCGCCGCCGCCGUCGCCGCCGCUGCUGCCACUGCCUCCGCACCCGGAGAGGAGCAUGUCUGCAACUCGAGCCAAGAAAGUGAAGAUGGCCACCAAAUCGUGCCCCGAGUGCGACCAACAGGUUCCUGUUGCAUGUAAAUCGUGUCCCUGUGGUUACAUAUUUAUUAGCAGAAAACUUUUAAAUGCAAAACACCCAGAAAAAUCACCACCUUCUACAGAAAACAAGCAUGAGGCCAAGAGGAGGCGAACAGAGAGAGUUAGGCGAGAGAAGAUAAAUUCUACAGUAAAUAAGGAUUUAGAAAACAGAAAGAGGUCUCGAAGUAACAGCCAUUCAGAUCAUAUCAGACGAGGAAGAGGAAGACCUAAAACUGCAUCUGCCAAAAAACAUGAGGAAGAAAGAGAGAAACAGGAAAAGGAAAUUGACAUCUAUGCUAACCUCUCUGAUGAAAAGGCUUUCGUGUUUUCAGUCGCCUUGGCAGAAAUAAAUAGAAAAAUUAUCAAUCAAAGACUUAUUCUCUGAUAUUUGUCUGCACAAUGUGUUGAAACUUUCUUCAGGAUUACAUCAGCAAAUUCUCAAACAGUUGUGGACUCUCAGGAGCAUUCUGACUGCAUCAAUAAGGGCCAUUGAUUGUUUUUUUUCCCCUGUCAUUUAGCCUGUGCCACACUUUGGGAGCAAAGCUGUAGGCUUGGACUGUUCUGGGAUUUCCUUGUUUACCAAGGAGUAUUGUCAGUGUUUUGUGUUUGGGAUAUAAGUAAGUAUAUUUACCAAAAACAAAAACAAACAAAAACAAAAACAAUGGAUGGCUGUUAAAGGGUAAAGGGGUAGGGGGUGGGAGUGGAAGAAUGAAAACUAGGGAAAUAAAAUGCUUGUUAGUUUUCAGGUUUGCCACCAGAGAUGCAAUAUUUUAAGUACUUGGAAAAAGAGUGACUUUUAAAAAUAUAUAUUUCAGAUUUUCAGCAGUAACAGAUUGCAUAUAUACAGUUCAUUUACUUUUAAUAAAUUGGCAAUUGAUAUUUUAUUGAAUGGGGAAUUAAGAAUAUAAACUGUAAAUUUUGUCUUGAUUUUUUUCUUGGCCUUUAUUUUUAUGACUUAAGGUAUGAGUUAUAUUUUGGGAGAUACUUUCUAGACAUUUGGGAAGUUUGGGUGCUAUAUGAAGAAAAACAUUUAAGGAUAUAUCAUACUUCAGAUAUAAACAACUUGUUUUCUUGAAUGUAAUUUAUUUAUUGGUUUAAAAAAAACCUUUUCUGCUCUCAAGAUGGUGCCUGUUAACCUAAACAUAAGAUAUAUUUAUUACAUACAAAAUAUUUCUUAGCCACUUUUAAGCAGUAAUGUUUUAUCUGAAUGGAUGUUCAUUUAUACAUCCUGAUAAUUAUUUAAAUUGUUACUUAACCUCACUCUGGAAAAAAAAUAAACCUUAAUAUUGAAACUAAUAGAUUAAUAGUGUGGUAUAAGUUUGUGCUCUAUGAAGUUGUGAACUAUAUUUAAAUUCUUAGUUUUUCUAGUCAUAAAUGAUAACUGUUUAUAGCUGAUUUAUUUUAUACUAGAUGCUUUUGCAUUUUUUGCAUAUCAAUUUAACAUUCAAAUUUGACCGUAACUUCCCUUAUUUCAGGUACCUCCCUCUCCCACCCCAGUGGCCAAAUCUGUUUGGAAGUCCAGAAGCCCUAUUAGUGAAGGUAGUCAUCAGCCAGAUUUAACUUUAAGAGAAUUUCCCUUUCAGUUUCAAUAGUAGCAUUGGCAGCUUCAUCCUGCAUCUCCCAUCACCUCCCAAAAGAAAAAAAGAUUCACAUUUUUUCCUAUUUCAUUUAAAUGGUAGCCAGCAGAGGGAGCUUAAGAGGUACUCUAGGUAGGAUGCAGAAUUAUUCUAAGAAUUUUCUAAGAAUUCCUUUACCCUCAAUCCCCCUAUUUACCUGCAGGUACUACUACAAUUAUCUUGUAUGCAUUUUAAAGCUCUAGUAAUAAAGUUUAUUCCCAAGCAUGCUAAUGUGAUUUUAUCUUUGAAAUAUAAGAAAACUAUUUUUAAUUUGACAAAAAAAAUAAUAUCUAAAAUGCUUGUGAGUAUAUAUAUGUCCUCAGAAAAAGGGAGAAAAGCUUAGGAGUAGGCAUCUCUUUAAAGAAUUAUUGAUGUCAGAAUCUAUCCAUUUAAAGCUGGAGACCUUAGAGGAAAGUCAUGUUAAAAUAGUCAUGUAUACAAUAAGGGUGGAGACUGGUGACUAGGCUGGAACUUGCCAUGUAAAGAGAUAAUUUAUUUAAGAUGCUCAUAAGGUUAAAUCAUUGUCUUAUUUAAAAAGUUCUUUGGCAGAGGGACAAAUUAAGCUUCUCCUAUUUGUGAUGUAACCUAUUUAAAAAAUUUCUCUAAAAAUUGUAUUCUCUGAUAUGUUUAUAAUCUCAUUAUAAAGCUGAAUUUGUCUAAAAAUGUU
Molecule: messenger RNA, 4872 nt
Organism: Panthera uncia (snow leopard)
Lineage: Eukaryota; Metazoa; Chordata; Mammalia; Carnivora; Felidae
Gene: HDIP1
Product: chromosome E2 C16orf87 homolog
Exons: 5
Coding region: 2510-2974 (154 amino acids)
Source: RefSeq, a predicted model, not a curated record